Zeugodacus cucurbitae (melon fly) is the source of this 11281-nucleotide messenger RNA. RefSeq names its product serine/threonine-protein kinase Smg1 (gene nonC). Gene Ontology annotation, cellular component: TORC2 complex; nucleus; TORC1 complex. The record is from RefSeq and is a predicted model, not a curated record. NCBI's taxonomy places the organism in Eukaryota, Metazoa, Arthropoda, Insecta, Diptera, Tephritidae. Gene Ontology annotation, biological process: TOR signaling; negative regulation of macroautophagy; nuclear-transcribed mRNA catabolic process, nonsense-mediated decay. Gene Ontology annotation, molecular function: protein serine/threonine kinase activity; protein binding. The coding region runs from base 253 to 10191 and encodes 3312 amino acids. The transcript has 10 exons.
UUGUUCUUAUCUACACAUAUUACAUAAUACUUACAUUAAGUGAGAGUCUUAAGCAAAUUGAGAGUAAAAUGAACUAAUUUAAUUUCCAUUGAAUUCCAUCACAUGUGGCAACAACACUUAUUAUUUCGCAUUUGUUGUUUUCGUGGCCUUAUCUUGAAUUGUCUUCAACAUUGGCGUGUGAUUUUUUGUGAAAUAAAUUUGAGCUAUUUUAUUAAUAACUGUAAAUCUCAUAAAAAAUAAGUAUUUAAACGGAUGAGUGAUGAGCGUAGAAUGCAGGAUGUUAGAUUGGGAGGCUCAGUUAACAACGUGCGGACGCAGUCCCAACAUAAUCAUAUGUCAUUGGGCGAAAAGAUGCCUACUGCAAAGAUGCCCUCACUCAUUGUUUCUCAUAUGUACGGAGAAGACAUGAAAAUAUCGAAAAUAUUGCGGCGUCUGCAAACGGAGAAUAACGCGUCAGCUGCACUGGAACUUUGCAACAAGUUGGAGUUGGGCGUACGAGCGCAGCCAAAUGCAACAUACAUAUGCCGUUGCUUCGAUUUACUAAUGGAGAAUAUGAUAACCGUGCUGAGACAGUGUCCGGAAGAGUGUUUGGAAAAGGCAAGCGCUAUAAUGGGACUGAUGGGUUACAUUAAUCGCAAUGAUUUCCCAGUCUACAAAAACUAUAUUAUAAAAGCGUAUCAAUCUUACAAACCGAUACGGAAAUAUAUAAUGCAUGCGCUGAAGACUACAUUCAGUUGCGAUGCAGUCAAUUUGGAUUUGAGUGUAUACAGCGAACGCUUAUUGUCUGUACUAAAGGACUACUUGGAAAAUGCUGAGGUAGCCGACAUCUUUAUAGCCGUCAGCGAGACAAUUGCAGAAUUUUCAAAACAUUACAAACGUGCUUUCGAAGUACAUUUCAUGGAUAUAGUCGAUAUUAUUGUUGGUUGGCACUUAGAGGUAGAACAACCGUCUAACCUCAAAUUACACUGUUCCGUUGCAUUGCAACAAUUUGCGCCAUACUUUCUGAAAGAAUUGGACUUUACAUUUCGACUGUUGGGCCAAUUUCUCGAGGAUAUUGUAGCAUUGGGUGAUGAAAUUUCACAUGCGCCCUCACCGACAGAGUCGCUCAGCAGUGAAGGUGGCACACAAACACAACAAAACAAAGUUGAAUUACGUAUUGGUUGCUUUAUUGGUGCAUUCAAUUCGAUAUUGAAAACACUAUCGAAUCGGGUAGAAUUCGUGGGUAUGAUUGUCGGACAAAAUAUUGUGAAUGAAGCGGCAAUGACAAUAUCGAAAACAGCUGAACAAACACUAACAGUGACAUUAGCAAGUGAAGAUACAAUUAUGAAUAUCAAUGACUUCUUCUGUCUGCUAUACACGAAUAGUUACGAUAUAAUUAAUAUGGUGAAUAUAGAAGAAUUAAUCGCGUUGCAAAUGAAACAACUGAAUUACUUUAGUGAUGCGCCGAAAAUGAGCCUACUUUAUCUGAUACUCUGCGUAUUUCGGCAAUUGCGCACGCAACUGCCACUAUCCACGGUUACCUUGGUUUUCGAAACUACACAUAAUCCGCUGGCCACCAUCAAAUUCACCAAUAACGAUAAGCUGCGACGUCUCUUCCUAAAGGUGUAUCAUGAAAUUUUAAUGAUUAAAAAUGUGCCAUUACUACAGGAGACUUAUCGCCAUGUGACCGCCGAUAUAUUUAGCGCUAUAGCGGCGCUAGAAGCGCACGACGACACCGUUGUUCUGCAUACUAGCAGCGUGUUGCGCGCUGAGGCAACGCUAAAUUUCUAUUUGACAGCCUUGUCGGCGUUGGCCACACAAACAUCGUCGAUUAUCAGCAUGUAUGCGUUAUAUCCAUCGAUUUUGGAGCUGCUCAUUACGAAUUGUAAGGCGGGUGCCACACACUUGUGGCUACGUCAUCCCACAUUGCACAAUGCGCUGCUCAGCGUGCUUGUUGUGCAUUGCCAGAAGAAUCACAACUUUCGACCGACAUCACGUUUGCUCAGCGAACCGCUAUUUGCGCCGAAACACGCAUUGGACGAAAACAACUCACCCACAUCGGAGAAUUUCAGUUUGAUACUACAAUUUCUCGCUGGCAUUUUGUGCGCUGCAAAUGAGCUAAACGUGUCAAAUUUGAAUUUACUACUCGAUUGGGUGAGCUGCAUACUCAGCGAGUGUCGCGAAAACGCCGCCGUGCUACAACAACACGCAAACUUUAUCACCAUUUGCAAGUCUAUUAGUCAGGCGGUGUACGCGUCGCCCUUGAAAUGCGCUAAAUGCAUGGAAAUUGUGCUGGACUAUGCCACCGUUAAUAGUGAAGUUUUGGCAUAUUUCCGCCAAGCAGCGGUAAUUAUGCUGGACGCGAGCGAUGCCGGCGUACGACGCGCAUACACAAGCAUACUUGGUAAAUUGCCGCUAACCAUUUGUCUAACAACCGAUUGCGUAAGCAGUAAUCUGAGCGUGCGUAAAAUGGCGCUCAACGAUCUAAUGCAAUGGUACCGCUCCACCGCUUACUAUGCGCCGUUGCGCAACAAGUACUUCAAACCGUUUCUUGAGCGUUUGGAAAAUGACACCACCUGUGGUGAAUAUGAACCGCUCUGUCAAUACGCUGCCGAGGUGUUCGCCAAGUGUUGGGUGGCGCGUGCGCGUGAGAACUGCACUUCCUAUGAGGCGUCAGCGAGAGGUAGUUGUUGCGCGCUUGCGCUUUGGUUGGAGUACGAAGCCGCGCGUCAGUGCGUACGCAAUAAGUUACGCACGUCGAUUGGCAAACCGCAGGAGACCUUUCUCGCUAUAGAAGCGGUCAUUUCAAAGUACGCGCGCAUAUUGUCCACAAAGAGUGGUCUGUCAAAUGUCUGCAGCGCGCGCAAAGUGACGCUGCCGCAUUUGAUGUCGCUACAGCGCAAUACGCGUCUGCUGCUCGGCUUCAUCGAUAGUUUGGAGAAGCAUAUCUACAAUGCGGCUGAAGGGACCGCGUUCGCCAUACCAGCGCUGGAGAAGCCCAUCAAAACAUUCUUUCGCAUUAACGCGCACACCUGCAACGAGUGGUUGAAUCGCAUACGCCCGAGCGUCAAUCUGAUUGCAAUGCACAGCAUGAUGCCGGAGCUGGUUAUACGCAAUGCGGAGGCUAUGCUGCGCAUGGAUAAGCUGAGCGACGCGCAAUUGGAUCACACCAUAAUCAUGCUUGUUUGGGCAUUGCUCUGCGUUGACGAGUCCUGCACGCUGCAGGGGCUCUACAUCUGGCUGAAAACGAAGCAUCCGAAAGCCGCUAAGCGCUGCAUAUGGAUUUUAUAUGCCGCGGAACAGGCUGCUGGCCAUAAAGAGCAAGCGGCAGAUAGCUACGAAGCCUUUCUGGUCGAAAACGAGUCCAAUUUAGAUGCGCGCAGCAAGGAUUUCGUUGUUGAGCAGUUGAUCUACUGCUUGUACUACACCAGUCAGUGGGCGCGUUGUCGUCGUGUGCAUGCGCGUUAUAAAAACGGUGAGAAGCCAGAUGAUUUACACUACGAAUUGGCUGAGGCGCUCGUAGAUGAUUACGAGAGUGAGGCUAGUCGUAGUGUUGCGCUCCAGAAUGCUAUCAUGGAUUUGACUAGUUGGUCGCCAAAUACCAGCGCUGGCAGUGAAGCUGCCGCGUCGGCGCCAGAAACAUUUUCUUACUACUACAUCACACAGCAGCUGCAAGACGCUUGCGUGGCGCAUGCGCUCAAAUGGGAUGCCAUGUCAGCGCCGCCGCUCAGCGAAGAUGUGCAGGCAUGCAUACGCAGCGGUGUGCAAGAGUUGCCGUACCACAGCCGCAUGCGCGUUGGUGAGCACCGCAACGCGCUCAGCGAUAUGCUUAUACUAAAUCAUGUGGCGCAAAAGUUGUCGUCCACGCAGGGUGUGUACGCCGAGCGCAUGCAUGACAUAUGCAAUACGAAUGACACAGAAAAGUCAACAUUCUUACUGAGAUCGCUCAUGUGGACGUUGAUGUUUGAGCAGCGCUUGGGCGCGUCGGCUGAUGCGGCGCGUCACUACUCACUGUACUUGGAUGUGUCGAAUAGCGCGCGUCGCGAAGGCAAUGCCAUCUUCUGUCGCGCUAUGUUGCAACGCUUUUUCCGUCUCAAAGGUUUCGAUGAAUCGCUCUCCGAGGUUGGGCGCAUGUUGCGCGAGAAUGAGUACACCGUGAGUGUACAUGACGCGGACUUGGUGCGCGGUUUUAGCGAGUUGGCCAAGUGUUCGUAUGUCAAUUCGGCCAAUCAAAUGAAUGCCAUCAGCCUAGGCGCUGCCUACUGCACCCAAAUCAUACAGCAAGUACAAGAGCAGCCGCAUGCCACAUAUCCGCCGAGCAGUGCCGACAUGCUGCUCACAUUGGCUGAUUGGUUGUCGCCGCGUGUCACUGGCUCCACCACCUGCUACAAUGUGAGCGGCACAACGGUGCCCAAUAAUAAUGUGAAUGCCGCCUUGGCGUUGACGGAAAUGCAAGCGUUGUUACAACAUCUGCCCGAUGUGACGGUGCAUUUGGUGAAAGAGAGCGCUGACGACGCCGUUAGCACACUCAUACCGCCGGCGGAGAAAGCUAUCGGCAAGCUCAUCAACGCCAGCAUCUGUCAGUCGAGCAACUCGAGCGAUGCCUGGUUCGCCUACGGCAAUUGGUGCUAUCGCUGGGGCAAGCGAUUGAUGGAAGCCAAGAAUACGAAUGAAAUGAAGAGCGGUUUGCCGCAACGCGACAUGCAAGCGAUACGCGAAGUGCUGGGCGGCAACGUGAGCGAUGAAGCGAUCAACCAGGUGGUGAGCGUGCUGAAUGGUCAGCAAUUGAGCAAUAUCGACGCCGAGGAAGAUAUCGAGAAGAGUGAGCUCAGCUCAAGCGAGCUGAUCGAGCAUGCGUUGCGACGCGUCGACAUCUUAGCCGAUAAACCGUCGGAACAGAUAGCAAGCAUCAUUAAGAUAUGGCGGCAGGCGCAUCGCAGCGUCUACGUCUACUAUGAAAUGGCGACGAAGGCGUAUUUCAAUUAUUUGUCAAUCGGCACGUCGCAAUGUGAGGCGAAGAAUACGUUGAGUGAUUGCACUCCGGUCACCGUCACCUUGCGUUUGCUGCGCUUGAUCGUUAAAUAUGCGGCGGGCUUGCAGGAUGUGCUGGAGGAGGGUUUGCGCACAACACCGCUACGUCCCUGGAAGGUCAUCAUACCGCAGCUCUUCAGUCGCCUCAAUCACCAUGAGCCAUAUGUGCGUAAGAGCGUCUCAGAUCUGCUCUGCCGCUUGGCGGAGGAUCGUCCUCAUUUGAUUAUUUUCCCGGCGGUGGUGGGUGCGCAUCAGGAAUCGAAAGAGUCCACACCACCACUAUGUGGCGUAAAGGAUGGUAGCGCUAAGAACAACAAAGAGCAAAAAUGUAGCACACAACUGUCGAACUGCUUCCGUUCGCUGCUGCAAACGCUGUCAGAGCAAGCGCCAGACACUGUUGCGCAUGUGCAGCUGCUCGUGAAGGAGCUGAAGCGCGUCACACUCUUAUGGGAGGAGUACUGGGUGCAUUCACUCUCGCAACUGUACAGUGAAUACGCGGCGCUCUUCAAUGCACUGGAAGCGGAACUGAAGAAGGCAGGCGGCACGGCGACAGAGAAAAUAAUCUCCAAGUAUGGCAUAUUGAUGAGUCACGUGGUCUACGAUAUGCAGCGCAUUGCCGCUGUCACCUCCAAGUCGGCCGAUACCAAUUAUGAACGUAACUUCCAAGAGCGCUACAGCGCGUUAAUCGCCAGCACCAUAAACGAGCUGAAUCAGCCCUACAAUCCCGCCAAGCCGUUCGAUGGCUGGGUGCGCAUCAAGCAAUUGUAUGGUGUUUUCCAGCAGCGCUCGCUGCGCGGCUACGCGUCCACAUUGAAGAUCGCCGAUCUCAGUCCGGUGUUGGAGAAUAUGCGCAAUACGGCCAUAUCCAUGCCGGGCGUCGACACCUACGCGAAGGAGCCCGUCUACAUACGUUCGGUAGACAGCGCGGUGCAUAUUCUGCCCACUAAAACCAAACCGAAGAAGUUGGCUUUCUACGGCAGCGAUGGCCGCAAGUACACCUACCUCUUUAAGGGUUUGGAAGAUCUGCAUUUGGACGAGCGCAUAAUGCAAUUCCUUUCGAUUUCGAAUUCGAUGAUGGCGCGCGCCAGCAUGGGCGUGGACUCAUUGCAGCGCGCACGCGCCUUCAAAGCUCAUUACUAUUCCGUCAUUCCGCUGGGCUCACAAUCCGGUCUAAUCAGUUGGGUUGAUGGCGUGACGCCACUCUUCGCCAUCUAUAAGAAGUGGCAACAGCGUGAUGCUGCCUUGAAACAACAACAAAAGGAACGUCAGAAUACGCAACAAGCUGGCGUGCAAUCAACUGAAGUCGCACCAGCUGCCACACGUCCGUCAGAGCUGUUCUACAGCAAGUUGACACCGUUGUUGGCGGAGCAAGGCCUGAAGAUCACCGAUCCGCGUAAGCAGUGGCCACUGGGCAUCUUGCGUCGCGUGCUCGAGGAGUUGAUCAAGGAGACGCCACGCGAUUUGCUUGCCAAAGAGUUGUGGUGCUUCGCCAAUACGGCGGCGGAUUGGCGUAACUCGGUGCGCAAUUAUUCGCUCUCUAUGUCGGUAAUGUCCGUUAUAGGCUAUGUGAUCGGGCUGGGCGAUCGUCACUUGGACAAUGUGCUGAUCAACUUGACUUCGGGCGAAAUUGUGCACAUCGAUUAUAAUGUAUGCUUCGAGAAGGGCAAAACACUGCGUGUGCCCGAGAAGGUGCCGUUCCGCAUGACACCCAAUUUGGAAGAGGCUUUGGGUAUAACCGGUAUUGAGGGCACAUACCGCCUGGGCUGUGAGCAUGUGUUGAAAAUAUUGCGUAAAGAGCGUGAAACAUUACUCACCUUGCUGGAGGCAUUCGUUUAUGACCCAUUGGUUGAUUGGACUGUAAGUGACGAUGGCACUACGACUGUAGCACGCGCUACCUCGGCGCACGCUGCUGCUUUGAGUCUAAAUGCAUUGGAUGCGGUAGCGGCGAACGCGCUAAAAGAGAGUAAUACAAAACUCAAUGGACCCAUAGAUGAUGCUACGCAACGCAAACCGAAUUGGGAGAGUACACGGAAGUCGCUGGAGGUGCGUUUGCAUGAACUCAAACCAUUUUGGACACAAUACAGAGACGAGUUACAGACACGUUUGUCCGAGGUUGAAGGUGCGCUUGAUCGUUUAAUCGAAGUGCAAGCCGAGAUACGCCGCGAAGAGCAAGAACGUGAUCGCAUCACCAAACAAUCGGCGAUGAUACGUGAAUUGCAAGCACUCGGCACCGCGAUGGGUAGUCACGCCUUGAACACGAUCACGGAUCGUUACAACAGCUGCAAGCGUGACGAAGGCGCGCUCAAUGUGAUGAAGGAGAAUGUGCAAAAAUAUCAGAGCGAUACCCAUGCCAUACUCAAUGUAUAUUUCGAACAAUUGCUACCCACCUCUGCCACAAAUGAGCUGUCAGCACUGCAAUUGCAGCUAUGCGACUUGCAACACAAUGUACCAGCGAAUGAAUUCGAAUUGCUACACGCACUACUCGAGCAGAGCGGCCAGGAGCAGCUGUAUGCGCAGUGCGACUUCACACGCAAAGAAAUGGAUAACACACUCUUCCAGCAGUGCCGUUGCGCCUUGGAAUGCAUUGAUCAGUUGCAACAAUAUAUCGGCGUUAUGCAAUUUUAUCCACGCUCACAGUUACAGCAAAAUCACUUGCUCAAAUAUGAGUGCGCCUAUCGUGCGUUGCUAAGCGGCGAAUUGAGUGCCAGCGAGUUGCAACAGCAGUUUGAGCAGUGGCAAGAGAGCGAGUCAGCGGUUGCGGAUGGCAUGAAGUCGCAGGUCAUGCAGUAUGCAGCUCUAUUGGAGAAAGUUUGGAUUGAGGCGAAUAUGGAAUUGGCCACCGCCAUCAGUGAUUUGAAUGAUCAGUCCAGUCAAGUGACAAUCUCAUUUGAUGCCGCUGUCACCACAAUACACACAUUCAUCGCUUUAGACCCAGACAGCCAUACACAAGCGCUGCAAUCUUGCAUGCUGGAGACACUUUCGAAAGCUAAUGAUUCCUUCUUGCUCUUCGAAGAGGACGCUUUGGAUACCGGCGAUUACUAUCUGCUCAAUCAACAAUUGAAUUUCCUGGAAAUGCUACAACAAAUGUGUCAAGUAGCCUUCCCAGAUGCCGAUCAACAUUUUUACGAUAAUUUACUCACACUCUCCGAGACGCUGCAAUCGCUGCACAAUUUGAAAACGGCCUUUGAGCAAUCGCUGCCAGAACGUAUUGUGCGCCUAUACAUGCAGGACAACAACGAUGAAGUGCAAGCAGCUUUGGCUGAGAUUUGUGCACAAGAGCCGAAUUCACCUCACACCGAUUCACCGGUACGCCUGAAGAGCGGUAGCAAUGAGGUGACGUUGCUCUACAAUGAGAUAUACGCGCUCUUCGAUGACUUCGAAACACGCGUGAAGCUGCUGAGACCCACUGUGGAGAUAGUGUUGGAGCGUAUGGGCGAAUCGAAUUUCAAACAAUUCGUGGAAUCACGUUUGUGUGCCAACACCUCAACAGUGAUCGAUACCACCAUGAAGUACGAAGUGAUCGUCAAUAUUUUCCGUAUGGCACGCGAUAAUGUCAAAGCAUUACUCCAGAAUGACAUACAACAAAUAUACGAUGUACGUCGUUUUUCAGCACCAAUUAACGAUUACAUCAACACCACACAGCACACCAUACUCUCCGGUCUGCCUUCGCUGUUCGCGCACAUGCUGCACGGCCGGCUGACCAAGCUCGCUGCUCAAUACCCCAAUUUGCGUUGCUUGGAAGCUGCUACACUGUUGAAUGCCGAGGGCUUGUGCCAAAAUCUGUUGCAUGCCCUGCAGCAAGGUUUCAGCGGCAAGAACUUCCAAAUGCAAGUGCUCUUGCAUACCAAAUGGGUGGAACAUUGUGCGCUCGUGGGCAGCGCACACUUUUGGCUGAACGAGGCGGCGCUGCAGCAGACCGAUACACAGUUGAUGUACGGUUUUCCGAAGGAGAAACUGCUGAAAUCUGUGCAAGCUUGCAGUCAGUCAUUGAGCGCUUGGAAGCACACAAUGAUUAAGAUACACGAAGAUGUGGAGGAGUAUACAGCUGCCGUGACGCAGCAGCUGAAUUGGGCAUUGCAAACGAAUGGCGGCAAUCUGCUGUCAUUGCAAGCCGACUUUAUGGAAUGUGUAAAGGCCCAGCUGUUGCGCUACAAUGGUCUGUUGCAAUCGGCUACACAGAUAUACGAUUAUGCCAACGCCUUGUUGCAAUUCGAAUUGCUGCAGAGCGCCGAUAAUCGCCUACAGGCUGAUAAUGCCUUUCUGGCUGUGCUGCAACAGUGGCAGGACGCCGUGGCCGCAGUGCAGCAGAGUAACGCAAGCAUAACACCAAUUGAGCAAUCGAUUGUGCAGCUCUUGGAUCCCGAGGGUAAAGUGGAUCAGUGUUGGAUCGAAAAUAUUGCCGGUUUGUUGGAUGAAAUGACGUUCGCUUCACAACGCAAACUGGCCACAUUGGAGCAUGAAGAGGGUGCUCUCAAGGAGGGACUCUUCGAGCAGGGGCAGCAAAUGCUGCCCUUGAGGGACCCACAAAUACGCAGCGAUAUGCGUCACAUCUUCAAAGCGAUCACCAAGAAUGAACGCAAUGCGCGUGCCACUUCGGCUGCGGAUAGAAUUGGCUCCGCAGUGUUUGCACGAGAUCUGCAGCAGGCGAUGCGUUUGUUCCACAACAAAUUAAAUGAGUUGCAGAUGCAAUUGCUAGCGCGUAAUACCAGCGACAGCACGCCCGCUGAACUGAAGGCGAAAGUACACGAGCUACAGGGCAGCUACGAGCAAAACUACGCUGGACUGCUGGAGUUGGGGCAACGCUUCAGAAGCGACGAAUGCGAAGGUGCCACGUCCAGUUGCAUGAAUUCGGAUUCGCCAUUGCGCAAUAAAGGCAGCUAUGCGGCCGCCUUGGAGGGUAUACAAAAAACUGCGACCAACAAAGAAGAAGCAACGACGUCAACAGUGGAUGACGGUGCACUGGAUAAGAAAGCUGGCACCACCACCAACAAUCCGGGCGAGCAGAAGCGCAACGCAUACGCCGUGUCCGUUUGGAAGCGUGUACGCAUGAAGCUGGAAGGACGCGAUCCAGACUCAAAUCGACGCUGUACAAUUGCCGAACAAGUGGAUUACAUCAUACGCGAGGCAAUGAAUCCCGAUAAUCUAGCUGUGCUCUACGAAGGCUGGACUCCUUGGGUUUAAACGCUUAACGAAACGGCUUCGUAUAUGGGGAAGCCUUAACUUAACUCAAUUCAGCAGUAGCAGCAGCAGCAGCAACAGCAACGGCAACAGUCAAUGCAGUGGACAACAGUUAGCGGAAGUUAGAGAAGCAGUGAAAAGAUGAAGCGCGGCGGCAGGACGACCAAGACGACAAAGUGGAAGCAACAGCAUUAUGAACAUCCGAUACAUACCAACAUACCUAGUAUAUAUGUAUAUAUAUACUUAUACAUAUAUAUAAAUAUAUAUAUAUACACAACAAACAUCAUUAAAAUCAGCGAGCGACGUCUAAGGGGUAACCUGCGGGAGCAGCUAUUAGCUGGAAAUAAUUUUGUCCAAAUUUGGAAGUAGUAAGCUUUGGAGCAACAUACGAUGUCAACAACAACACUGUAGCUGCACCUAAUCUCCUACAUUAUAACAACAGCAACAACUACAACAAAAACACGGUCAAAACAUUUUCGGUGUAGCUGGCUUGGACGUUGAGCGGAUUGUUUGUCAGUAUGAUGGGGGUGUUGAAAAUUAGAAUUCAGUCACCGUUUUAAGCGUGUCUGCGCUCAAUUAAGAACCGUUUUCACCUUGCUGCCAUGCACCACACACCUCAUGUGGGUCUAUGGUAUGCGGUCUUUCUGUGUGAAUGUAAAUGUGUAAGUGUGAGGAGGAGGAGGCGGAAGAGGAGGAGAUGAAGAAGGAGAAGGGGUUGGACGACAUACAUAUAUGCUGACGCGUUGGUGUGCGUGUUGUUUUGGGGGGAGGUGUACGGUGUAGGUUUGUUGUGUGCGCACGUUUACUUCACUCGGGCUGAAUUUCAUUUCUAGUUUACAUUACUAUAAAAUUCUAAUAUAUACACGCAUAUAUAUAUAUAUUUCUUUUCAUUUUUGAAUUAUCAUUUCACUAUAAAUUUCUACUAUAAUUUGUCAAUAUUCUCCUGUAGCAAUGUAGUCUCUAUGGUCGGAGAUUUACAAACAACAUCUAUAGAAAACUAUUUGGUGACCUAAUAUUAAGUUGGCCGUGAAAUAAUAAAAAAAAAUAAAUAAAAAGCUAUACAAUAACAUGUAACUGCUUCUUCGAUAUAGAA